Molecule: messenger RNA, 434 nt
Organism: Drosophila willistoni
Lineage: Eukaryota; Metazoa; Arthropoda; Insecta; Diptera; Drosophilidae
Exons: 2
Coding region: 16-357 (113 amino acids)
Source: RefSeq, a predicted model, not a curated record
UUUAAUUUAUCAAGCAUGGCGAGUCAAUGGGAACGAAGCAACUUCUCUAGGUCGCUGCUGCUGUUAGCAGUUAUUGGACUGGUCAGCCUGUUGUCCUUUGUGCAUGCUAAACCCCUCGAUAUACAGUGCAAUUAUGGCUCUGGUACACAGAUUUCCGACGAUGGACUACAGAUUCAAACCCAAACUGGUCCCGGCUGUCAAACUCAAGUCUCUGACGAUGGCUCACAAAUUCAGAGUCAAACUCAGACUGGCAGCGGCAUUCAAACGCAGUCCCAGUGCAGUGGUAUAAAUUGUGCCCAACUAGAACCAAUCACAUGGAAGCCAUUAGAAUUUCGCCCAUUCCGACCAUUUCAGUGAAUGAACUGAGAAACAGCAAAUACAAAUUGGUUUGUUUUUAAAAAAUCGUUUUCGUUUUUUUGGUUCUUUUUUGUUUU